Messenger RNA from Paralichthys olivaceus (Japanese flounder), 3015 nucleotides. The record is from RefSeq and is a predicted model, not a curated record. Lineage: Eukaryota; Metazoa; Chordata; Actinopteri; Pleuronectiformes; Paralichthyidae.
UGCUCUUAGGAGCUGCUAAAAUACAGUACAGACUGUGAGGGGACUUCUGAACUGCAGGGGGCGCUAACAGCUAUGCUGGACCUGCUCAAAUCAGUCAAUGACUCCAUGCAUCAGAUAGCCAUCACAGGAUAUGAGGGUGACAUUUGUGAGCUGGGCCGAGUGUUGAUGCAGGGCUCCUUCAGCGUGUGGAUCAGCCAUAAGAAAGGUCCCACACGCAUGAAGGAGCUGGCUCGCUUCAAACCGAUGCAGAGACACCUCUUCCUGUACGAGAGAGCGCUGCUGUUCUGCAAGCGGAGGGAGGAGCACGGAGACGGCUCUGACAAGACGCCGUCCUACAGCUUCAAGCACUGUCUCAAGAUGACGGCUGUGGGGAUCACAGAGAACGUCAAAGGAGAUGUGAAAAAGUUUGAGAUCUGGUACAGUGGCAGGGAGGAAGUGUAUGUGGUUCAGGCUCCUACAGUGGAAGUGAAGAUGGCCUGGCUCAACGAGCUGCGCAGAAUCUUAACCAACCAACAGAAGCUGCUCAGAGAUGAAGCGUAUCAACAAGGACAAAUGGUUGAACACAUGCCGCUGUCACCGCCGCUCUCUGAGAGCAAGCAGCAGAGGGCGUCAGUGAGCUCGGAGGACACAGAGUCGGGGAGGAGCAGUCCAGACCCCCAGCCUCACUCCCCUAAACACCAGCACAACCGCAGGAGUUGGCCCGGAGCUCAUCACUCGGUAGACAACUGCGAGGGUCUGGGGGAGUGGCCUGGAGGUCGGGACGCUUUCCGCCCGUUUGACAAAGACGAGGAGGUUUUGGUGCCACUGUCUCCCGGCAGAUACAAGGCUUUGGCCAACUGUCCUCAAAACGGACCAGACAGCGUCACUGUCAAGUGUGGGGACGUCAUCCAACUGCACUCUGAGAACAACAAGGGACGCUGGCUGGUGAAAAAUCUGAGUCGGCGACAGGAAGGCUUCAUAGCAGCCGCCAGCCUGCAGCUGAUUGUAGGAGACAGUAGCCGAGGACACUCCUCCAGACUCGGGGACCCCGGGAACCUGAAGGCGAGAAAGCUCAGCUCCCCGUAGAGAAGAAAGCACAGAAUGUGAAUCUCAGUGACCUUUGGACAAGGACCAGGCAGAAGGAACGGACGGAGCCACACCUGAAUCGUAACUGUUGCACUAUCUCCUCCCUCCCUGGUGCCGUCUGCUCUCUUCAGCACAGUUCGGUCAUUACAAAAAUAAAAAACACGUGGGAAUGUAGAGACCUGAUUUUCUCUAAGGUUUUGAUUGACAAUCUUCCGGCUGAUUGUGACAGCACAGGAACUACUUUGCCCCCUUUGGACAAUCAAUUGCCGAUCCCGAGGUCCUGAUUGGUCUUCCUCUUUUCUGAUCGAUGAGGAGUUUCUUGGUCCUCUGGCGCUCAAUCUGCAACACACACACAGUGAGGGUGUGAAGAUGCUGCUGCAGGACUGGGUCCUUUUGCAAACUGUGGACUUGGAAUCAUUUUUCAGCCCUUUUUCAUUCCAGCUAAAAAACUUGAGGUUCCAGCAUCUGAGUGUGCGUGUGUUCAUUGUUGUCUCAGUGUGAGCUGGACGGAGGCGCACAAAGGAUUUUGCCAGAAACGUUUAUGAAAGGCUUUUGUAGAUGUACAAUAUCAUUUUUAACAUUUAUUGUACGUCAUUGUUUCAUCUUUUUGCGUGGUUAGUUUUUCCAUUGAACUACGUCACUGUCUUUUUCUGACAUUUCAUUCCAUGAGGCAGUCUGUGAGGUUGAAAUGCCAAAAUGUGCCAUGCCAUAUUGCCUUUUUUUAUUCCUGCUCUUUUGGAGUCUCUUGUACUGUUUGCAAAGUCAAAUGCUUCUCAUGCUUCAACCUGACCUCAUGAAACAGGCACUUUAAUUAUUAUUAAGGACAAUAGAGACAAAAAAAAGCCACCUAUUGUCUCCUGAAUGUCUUCUUUGCUUGCUGCUUUACCUCUGGUGCUGUGUAUUCCCCUCAUUCCUGCUGUUACUUCCUUUGUUUACCCUUGAAUGACGUGUUAGGGAGGCAGGGGAGACAUACCCCCUGCAUGCAGGCAGCAGCCGACAUGUCAGUGAUCGUAAUGUAAGACACGGCGGACGCGAUGAAGAUUGAUGGCAAAGUAUUCCUCGGUGUGUCCCGUAAACAAACGUGAGGCCUGUGCCGCAGAGCACCAAACGGCACAGCUCUCCUCGGGGUCUGUUGGGAGCUCGGCUGUCAGUCACGGCCUGCAGACGAGGAGAGGGAGUCAGAUUAGGGGAGAAACGAGAGAGAGAAAGAGAGAUUAUGUUCUGUGUGCCCCUCCAUCAAGCAGGCAGAUUGUUACCUCCCCACCAUUACGGCUCUGUUAAUCUCUGGUUCCGCAUUAAAAGGGAUCAUACAGCCAACAUGAAAUAUACCCUCUGUGUCGAACGCUUAAUUAAAUAUUGAUUGCAGACUUAUAUGAAUUUACCACAUCAAAUCGAGGCCCCAGUCGCAGGCCUGCCUUUGAUAUGCUGUGUUUGAUAUGGAAAUGAGUGUGGAAAGCAGCAGGGGCCGCUUCGCACUACACAUUUCCUAUGUUGUUAAUUUAUUUAUUUUGCUGUCAUGUUAUUCCCUUAUAUUGUGAAGUAUCUAUGCAGCCCCCGAAUGAAAUUAGGUUUCCACAUAUUUACAGUAGCUCUGCUUGACUGCACGAAAACAUGCCCCUUAGUUUUUUAUGUUUCGCCUUUUAGCUCAUAAGACAAAAUGGGAUGUUUUUGUGUUUAACUUCAAUCCAAAAUGCUGCAGAUUUUGCACAUUUCUUUUUCCAGCUCGGAAAACAAAAGAAAACCUGCUUGAAAUAUUGAAAUAUUGUGUAUCCUGAUGAGCCAAGUAGCCUAAACAUGUCGCUGAAUGUUUCUUUAAAAUGAAAAAUGCAUGGCAACCGAGCAAUGAGCAGGUUUGUACCGUGAGACAGUCACUGUUCUAAACUGGCUUCUUUUUGUACAGCUUCACUUCUGUAUGAAAUAAUCAAAAAUAAACUAUUUGUUGCAAUAAUU